AUGACUUCCAAAAUCAAAUACGAGCUCCCCAAACUCGAAUGGCUCAACAAACGAGGCUGGAAAACCUUUCAAGAUUUCAUGGUGACAUAUGGAUACAAUCCUCAAAGCGUGGAGGAUUAUAUGAAUGCACAAGCAUUAUUGUGCGACUACAGGGCCAGCGAUCCAUUUGCAAACAAAGAGGAGCAAGAUGGGGAGGAAGACAAAGAGGAGCUUGAGGAACUUGAGGAUGAGAUGGACUACGAGGACGAUGAGGAUAACGAAGAAUUUGCUGCGAGGACGAAGAAAUCCACCAAUAACGACGUCGAGGCAAUUGGAGCUUUUAUCAAGCAGGACAUCAGGAGGGAAAAGGGGAAAUACCCAGCUGAAAUCGAAGAGGUUACUGAUGGAAUGUACAUGCAGGACGAUUCCGAAUACAAUGCGCAGAUAGCGGCCAGUGAAGGAUUUUUCGACAAAGAAGGGGGAGGUACGGAACAGAAGGAUGUUGCCGGCGGUGACAGAGGAGAAGGAUAUCCAAUAAGUCUUUUCGCAGCGCAGAUUAGGAACAGCGUGCAAAUAGAAGAUUGGCUUUGCGAGAGAGGAUGGGCCAACUUGUAUCAGUUUAUGGUUGGCCAUGGUUUGAAUUUUCAUGACGAUGAACUUAUUUAUUUUGUGGGGAGUCAAUUCCACGCGAUGAUUGAGAGCGGAGAUCAGCGGGGACUAGAAGAGCUUUUGAAGGGAUUGACGAUGGGCGAGUAUCAACAUCAACAUCUGGAAACGAAACACAGCUCUCGGAAUCAGUGGCAGUAUGGCCAGGCAGAAGACAUGAAUGGAACGAAUCAAUUGAUGUAA
This is a messenger RNA of Sclerotinia borealis F-4128, 828 nucleotides long. The record is from the annotation of a GenBank genome assembly. NCBI's taxonomy places the organism in Eukaryota, Fungi, Ascomycota, Leotiomycetes, Helotiales, Sclerotiniaceae.